CCCUCAUUUCUUUGUCGUCAUCUCCAUUCCACUCUUUCUUUAAACCCAACCAUUCCCUUUCAACAUCACAAUGAAUCAUCGCUGACACUGAUCGUUCACUAUAAUAUUCCUUAUUCAAUUCCGACCGAGUUUCAUACCGAGUCCACUCACUCACCAUGAGCCGAUUCAGGCGAUUUCAGCUCAUUGAACAGCCAUUCCCGUUAUGCUACUCCUCACCCUUCCAAACCCUAACAUUCCCCUCCUUUCUCGAGCACUCUCUUGACCUUGAUCUCGACCUGUUGCUAGCUCCUAGCUCUUUCGACGCGGAUCUGCUUCACGCGCCGUCGUUGGCCUACCGCCGCGUGGAGAGCCAGAUCGAGACGGAGUUGCGCUUGCAGAGCCUGGGUGACCGGGUCGCGGAGCUGGAGUCGCGGUUUGACCGUCUCAUCAGCGGCGAUCGGAAGUACACUUGGACCGCGGAGAUCAAGGGAGCGGAGAAGAAUGGGUUUGACAGGAAGUACAAGUGGGUUGCGGAGAUCGUUGAGGAAGAGAAGAAGAAGAAGAAGAAGCAGCAGCAGGUGAAGAAGGUGGUGAAGGAUAAGAAUGUGACGUGGACGAUUCAGCUGGAGAGUGAGGGUGAGGAGGAAGAGAGGAAGAAGAAGUUGGUGAAGGGUGUUGCGAAGAACGUUAAGUGGACGGCUGAGAUCUCGGGAAAAGGGAAUAACAGUGGGAACUCUAGGAAGUACACGUUUCAGGUGGAAAGUGGAGAUGCUGAGAAAAAGGAGAAGUUGAAGGAGAAGGAGAAGGAGAAGAAGAAGGGAAAUGGGUUGCGCAUUGUGGAGAUUCACGAGCCAAGUAAUCAUAGAGACGUGGUUUUGAGACAGGCAUUUGCGAAGAGGUUUGGAGCUGUGCAAAAUGAUAGGGGCAAAAGGAAGGAUUUCUCUCCUCAAGAUGCUGCUUUGUUGAUCCAGAUCAACUUUAGAGCUUACUUGAUCCGUAGGUCAAAAGCUCUCCGGGCCCUUAGAGAACUGGCUGUUGCAAAAUCUAAAUUGAAGGAAAUCAGAGCCCAGUUCAAUAACUUUUCUUACCGACGUCAUGUAGCUCGUGAUGCAGAGGAGCGCCAGCGAUUUUCUGAGAAAAUCAUCGUCUUGCUUCUCACUGUUGAUGCCAUUGAGGGAGCUGAUAUUAUGGUAAGAUCAGCGAAGAGGUCAAUGGUGGAUGAGCUAGAAGCAAUGAUUGAUGUGGUUGAUCCCCAGCCUGGUGGAAGAUCAGUAUCACUCUCUUUCAAAAGAAGGACAUUUGAUAUGCCCGAUGGAGUCAUCCGGAAGGAAAUUGAAGAAGGAGUUGCACAGGUUGUGCAAAUGCUUGAAGAAGCAGAGAAUAGCAGCAACACCUUUGAAGCAUAACUGUGAGAUGAAAAACGUAAUAUUAUCCUAGUAUUCCAUGCUUUCCUUCCGCCGUUGUCGUUUGUUGGUAGAAGUAUUUUAGUCUAUGUUUGAAAGACUUCUAAAUUUAGGCUUUUCAUCCAAUCGUUGUUUCUCUGAACUUUUUGGCACAUUCUGAAUGGAAAGAUUGACUAGUGUUGGAGCUUUUUUCUUUAA
Messenger RNA from Vigna angularis (adzuki bean), 1580 nucleotides. RefSeq names its product BAG family molecular chaperone regulator 7. The coding region runs from base 156 to 1385 and encodes 409 amino acids. Gene Ontology annotation, molecular function: protein-folding chaperone binding. Gene Ontology annotation, biological process: protein folding. NCBI's taxonomy places the organism in Eukaryota, Viridiplantae, Streptophyta, Magnoliopsida, Fabales, Fabaceae. The record is from RefSeq and is a predicted model, not a curated record. The transcript is spliced from 3 exons. Gene Ontology annotation, cellular component: plasmodesma.